AUGACGUCUCCCGGCCCCGACGCACCUGAAGAAAGCUACGUCAUGAGAGACAGAACCGACGCCACGUUAGUCGGCAAGCACUGCCAAUAUGAGUACUGCAACCAGCUCGACUUCCUCCCUUUUUACUGCCAGUCGUGCAGCAAGACAUUUUGUCUGGACCACCGCACAGAGACGGCGCACAAAUGCGGCAACGCGGGUGCUUGGGCCGAACGCCGGCGGCAAGCCCAACUGAGCAAAUCGUCGAUAGGCGGCGCCGGCGGCAAAACCCUGAGGGAUAAGACGUACGAAAAGCCAUGCGCAUCUCCAGAAUGCAAAACCAUGGUUGGGACGUCCUUGACGCCAGGAGUUCACUGCCAGACUUGCAAACGUGAUUACUGCCUCAAGCAUCGCCUCGGAGAGGAUCACGAUUGCAAGAACUUGACACCGCUCGGCUCGCGGCUUGUGCCAGUCGACGACAUCACCAAGAAGACGAAAUCUGCUCUUGACAAGCUAAGAGCCUGGGGGAGCGCCAAGAAGGAGCAGGCUGGCAGAGCUCUGCCGAAGCCUAAGCCGAGUUCCACCGCAGCGAGACUGGUCGCCGUCAACACACUGAAGAAGUCUGCCAAGGGAGAUGACAAGAUCCCUUCCGAUAAGCGAGUCUAUUUGUAUGUGGAGGCCGAGGCCGAAACUGCAAAGGCGAAGUUUCCCAAGGGCGCAUUUUUCUUCUCCAAAGACUGGGUGGUCGGCAGAGUCCUGGAUGCGGCCGCAAAACAGCUGCAGGUGCAGAACAUCAACAACCAAAGCUCGGAUGAACGGGACAAGCUCCGGGUGUUUCACGUAGAAGGUGGAAGGGUGCUGGAGUUCAACGAAAAGGUCGGAGCAUCAUUGCAAAGCGGAAACACCGUUGUACUUUUGAGGGGAGUUGGGCCGGCUCCGGAUCUCAUUGAGGCCUAG
This is a messenger RNA of Akanthomyces muscarius, 933 nucleotides long. RefSeq lists its product as uncharacterized. Lineage: Eukaryota; Fungi; Ascomycota; Sordariomycetes; Hypocreales; Cordycipitaceae. The record is from RefSeq and is a predicted model, not a curated record. Gene Ontology annotation, cellular component: cytoplasm. The transcript has a single exon. Bases 1 to 933 code for a protein of 310 amino acids. Gene Ontology annotation, molecular function: zinc ion binding.